Molecule: messenger RNA, 705 nt
Organism: Acanthosepion pharaonis
Lineage: Eukaryota; Metazoa; Mollusca; Cephalopoda; Sepiida; Sepiidae
Source: the annotation of a GenBank genome assembly
AUGCAUACAUCGUUAUUUUUUCUUUUUUAUCGUUAUUCAUAUUUCCCGCAAUUUCUUUUUCCUCCUUCAUAUUAUUCUCUUUUCUUUCUUGUUACGUUUUAUUUUUUCUUUCCUCUUCUAUUUUUACACGAUUUAACUAUUUUGUCUGUCUUCUGCUUUUUCCUUUCUUUCUUUCUUUCUUUCUUUUUUCUUAGUUUUUUUUCUCCCUUGAGUCUUCCUUCUUCUUCGCCAAUUCUCUUUCAGUCUUUUAUCUUCCCUGUUUUCUUUCGUGUAUUUGUUAUUUCUUCAUUCUUUUCUUCUCUGCGUUUUCCUGUGUCCUGUUCUUUUGGCAUCAUUUUCUUUUUCUCUCCUUUCUUCCUCUGUUUCCUUCUUCCCCUUCCUCUCUGUGUCCUUUCAUUCUUUCUUUCUUUCUUUUUUUCUUUCUUUCCAUUAACUUUUUUUCCAUUAUCUUGUUUUUUGUUUUUUUUUUUUUUCCCGCCAAUGCUUUCUAUGUCGUAUCGGUUUCCUCUUUUCUUCUUUUUUUUCCUGAUUUCUCUCCUCCUUUCUCCUUCUUUGACUCUUUCAUUCUAUGAAAUCACCGAUAACUUGACCAUUCCUUACCAAUUGUGGACCUCUUUCCCUUUCGCUCUCUACAUUUCCCCUUCUCUCUCUCUCUCUCUCUCUCUUUCUCUCUCUCUCUUUUUAAUUCUUCCCACGUCUCUCUAA